Bufo gargarizans (Asiatic toad) is the source of this 4775-nucleotide messenger RNA. It is a transcript of the gene ST3GAL6, whose product is annotated as ST3 beta-galactoside alpha-2,3-sialyltransferase 6. Gene Ontology annotation, molecular function: beta-galactoside alpha-2,3-sialyltransferase activity. The transcript is spliced from 12 exons. The record is from RefSeq and is a predicted model, not a curated record. Gene Ontology annotation, biological process: glycolipid biosynthetic process. Bases 267 to 1337 code for a protein of 356 amino acids. Lineage: Eukaryota; Metazoa; Chordata; Amphibia; Anura; Bufonidae.
UCUUCCCCACCAUGUCCCUGCUGCCAGCCCCCCGAUCCAGGCGCCUCCCUCCCGGCGUGCAGUCUAGCAGAGCAGCUCCCUCCCUCCCCCCUCAUUCCUCCUAACCGUGCAGCUAGCGGAGAACGUCUGCCCUGUACUCACAGCAAGGUUCAGAACGUGUGAUUCAAUGUGGACGUUUUCCUUUUUGAAAGGAAGGCCCAAAGAUUGCUAUGAGGAUUUGACAGAUUCAGAUUAGCCGCCCCGUACGGGUAUCGGGAGACGAUACCAUGUAUCAAGGUUUUUUAGUCAUGAGAAAGUUCCUGUUUGUUGGAAUAGUAUUUGCAGCUUUGCUCCAUUUCAUGCUACAUAUAUUUGUUCAAAAGAAAACCAUCUCAACGUCCAUUGCGUCUCUACGAGAACCUUUCAGCACACUCAAACCAUCGACUGCAGAAACUGUGAAAUAUGCAUUCAGGUUAUCCACAGAUCCAGUCAAAGAAUACAAGUCUUGUUACAAUGAAAAGUUCCACAUUCUCUUGAACAUGUCUGAGAUUAAGCCUUUUCUAUGUGAAGACUACAGGAAACAGUCUGCAAUUCUUGGUGGCAACAAACUAGAUCUCCCGUAUGGAACCCGAAAAGGAGAAAGGUAUUUCGAUAUGGCUCUGAAGAAGCUUCCAAAGUGUGACCUUCCGGAAGAGAUCAGGAAUAUUUCCUGUAAGAAAUGUGUUGUUGUUGGGAAUGGCGGCGUACUUCGGAACAGCACACUAGGCAAGAAAAUUGACAGCUAUGAUGUAAUAAUAAGGAUGAAUGAUGGCCCCGUCCUAGGGUUUGAAGAUGAUGUUGGACAGAAGACUACUUUCCGCCUCUGUUACCCAGAGUCUAUCUUUGCAGACAGUUUGCACUAUGAUCCGAACACCACAGUGGUGCUUAUGAUGUUCAAGCCUCACGAUGUCAAAUGGUUGUCAGAAUUACUGUUGCACAGAAGUGUGAGCACUUACGGUUUUUGGAGAAAACCUGCCAUGAAGUUAAUCUACCAGCCUCAUCAGCUGAGAGUCCUCAACCCUUUCAUAAUUAAACAAGUAUCUCAAAAUCUGUUAAAUUUCCCAACAAAUUUUCCCAAGACAGAAAAGCCAAAGCACCCAACAACUGGCAUCAUUGCGAUCACGCUGGCGCUGCAUAUAUGCAACGAAGUCCAUAUUGCAGGAUUCAAAUACAACCUGACUUCACUGAAUAGUUCUCUUCACUAUUAUGGAAAUGAAACCAUGUCUGUAAUGGCUCAGAAUGAAUACCACAAUGUAUCAGCGGAGCAGAUGUUUCUUAGGGACCUUAUUGAACACAAAACAGUAACGAAUUUGACGUAAAAAAAAGCUCUGGACCUGGAAUGUCAUCCACAUAAAUACCUACUGUAUAGUAUUAAUAUUUUUAUAUAUGUUGGAGGUUUUUUUUUAAACCAAGGAAGUUGUUGUGAACUGGAUAUAAUGACCCAGGAGUCGUUUUGCCUGUUACCCUUCUGUAGACUUCCUCUGCUUAUGACGAGCAGCCAUCUGGACCUGGAUAAGCCAUUGUGUAAAGUACAGACCGCAGCAUUGACUCCUGAACCACUAAAAGGAGACACAAAGUCUUUCAUUUUGUACAGGACUAUAGUGAACAGCUUGUAAAGCAAAUAUGUAUUAUAAAGAUUCUUCUUUCCAUCACUUACAUGUCAUUAAUUAUUGCUCUGUUUAGAUGAAGUUUCUUGAAUCCUCUUCCUUUUUACUUUAUUAAAGUUAAUAUAACUUUUCUAACCUUUCUGCAAUUAUAUGGGGAAACCAAGUAAUUCGGGUCCUGACUGCUGUCGUACAUUCACUACCUGUGUAUGUGCCCUGGUCGGGUGUGGAUGCAGAAACCACAGCGCGCAUUGCACACUUACAGUAUAGUCCCACAUGGCCACCAUGGUACGUCUGGAAAACGCACCAACAUGCAAGCUGGCACAGUUCUUGAAUUGGUAAACCUGAAAAACUGCACAGCCAUUCAACAUUCAGCAAUCAGUUUUUAACAACCAGUUUGAAAACCUGCUUCCCUGUCCAUGCAGUUUUCAGAGGCCACAUGGCCUCCUGAUUGGUCACUAAGGCAGGUUCUUGAGUCAAACACAAGCGUGGAUACAAACAAGAGAAGUGUCAGUCUUUAUACUUUUUUUUUAUUUUUUUGAUCCAUUCCUGGCUUUGUCUCUGAAAUCUGCCAGAAAUGGAUGGCCUAUCCAUAGGAUAAGCCAUAAAUAUACAAUAGCAUACAGGUCUCACCUCAAUCUCGUGAAUGGAGAGCCCACAGCGUGUGCCUGGCAUCCUCCCCAUUCACUGCCAUAAGGCUCCUGAAAAUAUCUGGACUUGCUAGUUCUAUUUUAAGAAGUCCCAUAGCAGUGAAUGGACUGGAUGCCGAGCAUGUACGGCCACCCCUCUACUGCUCAGAGACUUCCAAAAAUAUCAUGACAUCGCUCAACUAUCUUAGAAGUCCAUAGCAGUGAAUGGAGAGGACGCCGUACAUGUGCAGCGGGCUCUCCAUUCACUUCAGAGCUUUGUUCGUAAGAUAGGAGCCGGUCCCAGAGGGGUGACCCGCACCUAUCGGACAUUUGUGGCAUAUCCUAUCAAUACGCCAUAAAUUUCCAGAUGGGACAACACAUUUAAAAGGGUGUUCACACAAAAAAACAUAUCCCUAUCCCCCUUAUGAUUGGUGGAGACCUCAUGAAUCGGACCCCCUGUAAAUCAGACUCUAUCCUCUACAUUGUGGAUAGAGGGUAAGUGUUUGAUGUGGCAGAACCUCUUUAAAAUGGAAUAAAGAGAAGUUAUAUAUGUGUGCGUCAGCUGUUUGCCAUUUUCAAGAUCUGUUUGCUGUCCGUGAACCAAAACCCUCUUGUUUCCAUACAGAUGCUGAGAACUUUAGGCUAAAUGCACACGAUCGGGAUUGCAUCUACACUGUAGGCCAUGUACAUUGUAUUCUAUGAGAAUUUGAAAUUCUCAAUGCACACAAUGCAGAUUUUUUUCCGUGCAGAUUUUUACCUGCGGUGCGGUAUUUUAAAAUCUGCAGCAUGUCAAUUUAUUUUAUUUUUCCUGACCGGAUUUUCUCCAUUCACUUAGUAAAAUCUGCAUGCAGAAAAUCCGCACCAAUUGAUGCGGAUGACCGCACGGAUUUGCAUGCGAACACCUGCGGAUUUCAGUGCAGAUUCUCCCCCCAUGAAUCCUGAACAUGUGCAUGGGCCAUUACAGUGUUCCUGAUGAUCACAGCUGAGAGAUAAAUCUAAUUGUAUCCAGUUUAGAUGAUCCUCUGUGAACUAAAUACAUCCUCUGUGCCGUUCUGAGAGUUUGCUUCAGUGUAUCAGUUUAGUUAAAACAUAUCUGUAAUCUAGACUUUUUAGUUCUCAAGAGGUUGUCCAGACUACAAACCGUUUUUUCCACCUCCUUCCUCUGAGCAGGACUAGAUCUGUGUAGUUUUCAGAAUCUGGAUGUAGACAGCAAUUCUUUCAUUCACUGACAGCAAAGCACGAUCUUGGGAACACAGGUCCUAGUAAGUAGAAUGGGACCCUGGACAGUGCUCUGUAGUCGUCAAGUAGCAUCUCUUCAUGCCCAAUGUGAUAUCUGGGAAGAGUUCCCAAAUUGCAGGACACUUUAAGAAUAACUGACAUGAAAUCGGCCUUAAAAGAGGUUGGGCGUACACUGGCACACGUCGCCGGACCUGCAGGGAGAAGCAUACUUACCUGCUCCUCGCCACUGGGUUCCGGGUCCUUUUGCCUCCUUGGUUCAGUAGCCACAUGUCAACAUCUAGUUGACGUGGGUCAUAUGACCGCUGACGUGUGCCCCAUGCAUCAUGGAAUACAUGGGGGACAUAUCGCCGCUGGGACCAUUCAUUGGCUGCAGGUGCCACAUCACCCACGUCAAAAUGGAUGUUGAUAUGCGGAGAGCAGUGGUGCGGUACUGAAGGAGACAGCUUAGCAAUGGGGAGCCGGUAAGUAUGCUUCCAUCCACAGGUCUGGCAGUGGGGUGUGGUCUACCCAAAAGGCUCCUUAGGGUAAACAACCCCUUUAAAACAUAACCGGCCCAAGCAUCCACUAACACGUUUAGAUGGACUUACCCUUUAAAUUAGGGCAUCAGCAAUAGAUGUUAACCCAUCCACUCACACGUAUGGCUGGUUCUCAGUGAGAAGUGGAGCACGUCAUCUAUGCAUAGACUACAGAUUACAGCUGCCCCGUUGGAUGCCAGUUAAUACUGUAGAUGACUGUGCUCCUCUGGCUCACCAUUUACAGAAGUGCUCAGUCAAAUCUAUCUAAUAGUAGAAGCAGUUUACAAUCUGACCCAUUGAAACACUGAAUAAUUGAAGUCUUAGUGCAAUUCCGAAAGCAGUAUUAACAUGAACAAUCUGUGCAUCCCUGGUGAUGCAUGGCACACUGGAUACCUGCACAUAUCCUGCAUCCCUGUGUGUACUGAAUGUUCCUAAAAUCUCUGUUCCCCUGAAUGUGCCUCAGUGAUAUCGCUAAGAUGAAUGGGCACAGUGGUGCCAUCUGUUCUUGCUUCUCUGCAGUCUGCAAAAUGGCUGCCUCUACCAUGUAUGCCUUACGUUUGUGAAAUUUAAGCCUUCAUUUUGACUUUUAAUUUUCUCUGUAUAUGUAAUUUAAGUUCUUAUCUGACAGACAAUUUAUGAUGUAUCUGGAGACACAUUGCAUUGUACAUGUUGUGUGAACAGAGGAUUUAACAUUUUACUGAUGUUUUGAAUAAUUAAAAACACAUGCACAAUAACGGGGAUAACAUUAAAUCGCUGUCUGUUUUUUACUC